Drosophila takahashii is the source of this 1308-nucleotide messenger RNA. RefSeq names its product borealin-related (gene borr). Lineage: Eukaryota; Metazoa; Arthropoda; Insecta; Diptera; Drosophilidae. Gene Ontology annotation, cellular component: chromosome, centromeric region; spindle midzone; chromosome passenger complex. The record is from RefSeq and is a predicted model, not a curated record. Gene Ontology annotation, biological process: mitotic sister chromatid segregation.
CAUCGAUGUUCUCUCAGCUCUAGUUCCAUGACGCUUGAAUUUUAGCGGACAAACUCAAAAAAGAAACAGCAAAAUCGGGCGACGCUUGCCGGAAAAUUAGUAAAUCCUUCGAAGAUCAGGCAGUUUUAACCUUUAAACCGGGAACCAGGAAGAAGCCGAGUCCGCCGCCAAGAUGCCGCGCACCAAGAUACCAAAGAACUCGAAGCGCAACCGCGAGGUGGCCAAUCGCGAGGAGAAGCUGCGCUUGUACGAGCUGAAAAUGGACUCUCGCCUGAUCAGCAUCGAUACGCUGGAGACCAAGUUCCUGUCCGCCGUCGACCACCAGGUGAAGACGCUGCUCAGCCAGGUGCAGCGGGAGCUGGCCGACCUCAAGAUGCCCGAGGUGCUGCGACUGUUCGGGGAGCUGGACCGCUUCAGCGACUUCAAGGCCAGCGAUCAGACGCAGCUGCUCGCCUCGAUGUCCAUGAGCGGCAGCGCCACCGACGGCCGCGCCCCCUCCGCUACAGGGAGUCGCAAUGACGAAGGCUACCUUACAGAGGACAGCAGCAUCGGGGCCAGCGGCGGCAGCAUCCUGGCCGCCCACACUGGCUCCCUGUUGCGGUCCACGAAGGCCAUGCGGACCCCGGGACCGCUGCACUCGGCCAGGGCCCGUCGAGCCCGCCGCAGUCGAUCCGCCUGCGGUGAGCUGAAUGUCCUGCACUCGGCCAAACCGCCGUCCAUCUCGAGCGGAGCAAAUAGCAGUCGAAACUCGCGCAGCAAGUUGCGCACACCGAUGGCCUCGCGCACAAAGGCCUUCAGUGCCGAUCGCACGCCACUGGCACAGAAGCAGAUUCGCUCCGGAUCGCCAACCACUCCGCCGAUGGCCUUCCUGCGCUAUCCCAAGCCCGGCGAGGUGGCCCUCUCCAAGUUCGGCAGCCCCAUGGUGGCCCAAGUAAUGCCAGACAAGUUCGCCAAUGUGAACAUACCCAUUCGGAACGGAGUACUCAGCUUGCGGCCCAAGAAACUGGAUGCCGGCGAGGUCGAGUCAAAUCUUCUGGAGAACCUGGACGAGGACACCCUCAACCAGAUCAAAACGCUGCACGAGAACUUGCAGAUGAUCGUGAAUAAGGCCAGCCAGGCGGGAUUCAAGUAGUUGCCAAUUCAAAUUCUUAUCUAGAUAUAAUUCUAUAUCAUAUAUUUUAGUACGUUUCGUUUAAGUUCAGUUUUCACCAUACUUUCAAGUAGUUCAAGUACUUUGUCUUCAUUUAUAAAAAUCUGUAUCGUAUUAGCAUAAGUUUCAAUACACGUAUAUAUUCAUUGUUCAUCCAA